UCCAUCGGCCAGGAGAUACGUCGAAAAGGUCCACACAGCCGCUCGAAUGCUGACAGGUCUCCACAGAAUGAUGGUGGUGGUGGUGGCGGUGGGUUUGGUGCUACAGAUUUUUUUUUCCGGCUGUCGGGGUCAGGCCGCUAGCUCCUUCGCAAUCACCGGUGACGGCCUCAAGAACAUCUCCAUGGCCUGCAGUGCUACCAGGUUCGACAAGCUCUGCAAGCACUACUUUCUUUUGUUACCCGAUGUGGUGGUGGCGGCCCGGGAGCCGGCCGAGUUCGUCAAGUAUUCGAUAACGCUGGCGUCUCAGCAAGUGAACUCGAGCCUUUUGGACGUGGACGGUAUGGGCUACAGCACCUCUCGCAAGCAGCUGAUACUGGAAGACAUCCGAGAGCUCCUGGGAAGCUCCAUGAACGUUUUGAUGCUUUCGCUCGGAAGGGAACUUCGAGGCAACAACAGCUUCGCCGACGUCCGGCAUUGGCUCAGUGCUGCGCUCACGUACAACAACGACUGCUACGACUAUCUGUCCAGGUUUAGCGACACCGUUUCCAGCCGCAUCCGGUACUUGAGCAUUCCACUCAUCACCAACGCACUCUGGGCACUCGACGCCUUCGAGACCAACAGGGACGAUUUCUCGGCCUGGAGGCGUACUCCAGUGGUAGCCAGGAGCCUGAAAGAAAUGGAGAGAGAGAGGCGCGAUGGAAACAAGCUCAUACAGCUCGAGGCAACGGUGGCGAAGGCCGUGGUUUCUCACGACCCCGACUAUGGAAGCCACACGUCUAUCCAAGCCGCAGUGGACGACGCACCCGACCACCUUAACCGCAGGUACACCAUCUACAUCACCGCAGGCGUCUACGACGAGAUCGUCCGCAUUCCCAGCACCAAAACCAUGAUCGCGUUCGUCGGCGACGGCAUCAACAAGACCGUGAUCACCGGAAACCUGAGCACCGUGAUGGGCAUCUCGACGUAUCGAACCGCAACUGUAGCCGUGAGUGGCAAUGGCUUCCUGAUGCGCGAUAUCACCGUCGUCAACACCGCCGGGCCAGGCGGCCAGGCAGUGGCGAUGCGAGUGGACAGCGACAUGGCCGCCAUCCAUCGCUGCUCCUUCUGGGGGUUCCAGGACACGCUCUACACGCACGCGUACCGCCAGUUCUACAGGGACUGCUCCAUCUACGGCACCAUCGACUUCAUCUUCGGCAACGCCGCCAGCGUCUUCCAGAACUGCAACAUCCAGAUCCGCCCCGGCGCCGCCAACCACACCAUGAGCACCAUCACCGCGCACGGCCGCACGGACCCGGCACAGGACACGGCCUUUGUGUGCCAGAGCUGCUGGAUCUCGGGCACCCCGGAGUACCUCGAGGCCCGCCUGGCGGAGCCCGGCAAGCACCAGGGAUUCCUGGGCCGCCCCUGGAAGCCUUACGCUCGCGCCAUCUUCAUCGAGUCCUACCUGGACGUGGUGAUCGAUCCCAGCGGCUGGCUGCCGUGGAACGGGACGCUGGGGCUGGACACGGUGGUGCUGGCCGAGUUCCACAACUAUGGCCCCGGCGCCAGCCCGAUUGGGAGAGUCGGCUGGUCCAAGCAGCUCAACACCAUAGCUGCGCUCGAGUAUAGCGUGAGGGGCUUGAUCCAGGGCGGCUAUUGGCUCCCUUUCACCGGGGUUCCCUACAGACUAGUCUUCUAAACUGUUAAUCCCGCGGGAAAACAAAGCUGAGAAUAUUCGAAUUUCAAAUAAUAUGCGUUGUUUGCCA
Selaginella moellendorffii is the source of this 1745-nucleotide messenger RNA. RefSeq names its product pectinesterase. Gene Ontology annotation, biological process: cell wall modification. Bases 47 to 1678 code for a protein of 543 amino acids. Gene Ontology annotation, molecular function: pectinesterase activity; pectinesterase inhibitor activity. The record is from RefSeq and is a predicted model, not a curated record. NCBI's taxonomy places the organism in Eukaryota, Viridiplantae, Streptophyta, Lycopodiopsida, Selaginellales, Selaginellaceae. The transcript has 2 exons.